CAGACUGUUCUAUUUCUUCUCCAUUUGCUUCUCGUCUAGCCUCCAACAGCUGUACCAAAACCAUGACCCCUGCGAAGUCAAUAGUCAACAUCAACGGCCAGCGUCCGUCGCCGUUGAAGAUCAACAAAGAAUCUCAUUCCAUUCGCAAAUCCUCCUCCUCCUCUUCAAUAUCAGAUGCUCCGCCGAAGCAGAAACAGCGCCAGCCCGUAAUCAUUUACACGGAUUCUCCAAAGAUCAUCCACGCGCAGAAGCAAGAAUUCAUGGCCUUGGUGCAGAAACUCACAGGCUGUCAUUCCCGGUCCAGUGAUUUUGACGAUGAUCACAAAACUACAUCGCCACUAAAGGGUUCUUCAUUCAAAGAGGAGGGAAUUAUUAAAGUUGUUGAGGAAAACGACUCGUCUUCAGGACUUAUGGACGAGAACUGUGGUAGGGUUGUUGGGAAUUAUAGCAGUACUACUGCUGAUAAUGUCAGUUCAUCGUCUGUCUCUCCAAUUAUAAAUACAGAGAACCCGCUUUUCCAAGAUAUGCCUCUGUUUACCCCGAAUUCGAUGAACUUCUUUUUCUCUCCGAGGCUUAUGUACAGAUAUGCAAAUUCUUCUGCAAUCUCAUCGCCAAGCAAUAUGAGUAACUCGGUGCUAUCACCUUCUGUGUUUGACUUCAUCAAAGGCCUUCCGGAAUAUUGAGAGACAGAGGAAUUUUGGUAAUUGCUGUAGCUUUAGGCCUUUUGCCAAUGAAUGAUUGUUUAUUGUUCAUAGUUUUUUUCUUUUUUUUUUUUACAAAAGAUAAUGGUUAGGAAGUUAGUUUGAAUUAGUUGUUAACAACUGGGGAUUCGAUCUUCAGAUCGGGUGAACAUUUCACUCUCUCAAAUGAGACGCACGGCCAUCAUGCCGUUGUUGGUGGAGUUCACGACGGUGGUAGAACUUGAAGCUUUAACCACCUCAACCAAGUAUUUAAGGCUUAGGGUCGAAUCACAUAGUUUUUUUCAUAUGUUUAUUUAUUUAUUUUUUGGUUUGAUAUUCUAUUUUGUGUUUUCUUGGUGAGAUAUUUAUACGGAUCACCUAGCAACAAACAUUUGAAUCAUUAUUAGAUGAUUUAAUUUAUUUUUUGUACAUCCAAGACAAGGAUGCUUUCAAUUCAUUUGUUUUAAAUAGUGCAACUUCUUUUUGUAUGUUAGAGAUCUAGCCUCCAUAACUCAAUAUACUUUUUCUUCAAGA
Rubroshorea leprosula is the source of this 1214-nucleotide messenger RNA. Lineage: Eukaryota; Viridiplantae; Streptophyta; Magnoliopsida; Malvales; Dipterocarpaceae. The record is from the annotation of a GenBank genome assembly.